UGCUGAUCUGCUGUGAAGGAAGAGCUGGUAGGGGACAGGAAAUACACACAUUACAAGGAAGGGGAGGGUUACAACUACUUGUAACCCUCAGCCAGCCUAAUGAGAGUCAUUGUGAGCCCAGCACAAGGAUGGAGACGAGCCGCAGGCAGUUGCUUGAUAGUUCUGGAGAGCUUACACAGAGUGCAGACCUUGAUUGCCUCCUAGAUGCCCCUCUUUUACCCAAUCAGAAACUCGAGGCUGACAUCCGACGUAUAUUUAUCCCAAUCCGCACUGUCUGCGUGAGCAUUGUUCUGCUACUGGUGCAGGUUGCCUUCGUAACUUUGACUCUUGUCUCUGGUUAUUUUUGCUUGCUUCACGGUGAAGAUGAUAAAUGCAUGCAAUACACAAAACCCUUUGAACUGAAUACAAUUGUCAUCAUCUGUAAAGUCACACUAUGGUUGCUGCACCUGGUCUUUGAGCGAUUUCUCCAGUACCAUCACAUGAAAGCGAAGGGCCGGGGAUAUCUUGAACUAUACCGAUCCACAAACACUCUAACGAUAAUUCCACUAACGAUAAACUCUACAGGCAAUGCGGCUGUCCUCCUGAUUAUCUCUUCCAAGGAUUUCUUGAAUGACAACAACCUCUAUCUCUACCUUAUCUGGAGUGUGCUGAUCCUGGAGCUGAUCCUGACUGUGAUAUUCCUGCUAAUGUAUACAGUGCAUAUAUGCAAGUUUAAUAGAAGGAAACUUGAUGCAGAUAUUAUUGAGCAACAAAGGAAACAUGAUUGUGCACCCGACCCCUUACCAGGGAUUGGAUUCAGGUACCAAACAGAUUUAGAAGAAGUGAUUGAAAAACAAGGUGAAGAAAUAGUUGCUCUUCAGCGUCAUAGUGAACAUGUUUGUAGGCUGCUACUCUCCGUGAUGGAAGAGCUACGCAUUGCACAGGCAUCACAGCAAUGAAUCAAAACAGACUGAGGAUUUUUUUUUCAGUGUCCUACUGAGUCUCAUGAAGUUGAUAUUCAAGAUCACAAAUGAUGGACUUAUUUUCUGCUGCUCUGGGUUUUACAGUUUAGUGACUUUCUUGCUGGUAAACAUAUCUCAUGCUUAUGUGAAUGGCAUGUAAUUCUGUAAAUGUACUUAAAUAAUUUUGUAUUGGUGGGUGUCAAAAAUAUUUCACAGUAUUAUUGUCAUCUUUCUGAACAAAUACAUAUUUUCAACUUAUAGAGCACACAAAACUGCUCUCUACACUGUGAAUAUUGAGAUGCAUUUGCUGUAUAGGUAAAGUGCAAACAUGUGACUGGAAAAAGGAAACUUUUAUUUCUGUACUUAUGGCUCAUUUCAGUACUGGCCCCAAUUUGCAGCAGUAUUCAAAGGCUGGGGAAGUUAGAUGUGGUUAUAGAAGUUUGUGGUCUGUCCAUAGUGCUGGAUGACCAAAUCUUCUGCUGAACAUGCUUCCCUCAGCUGGGAAUAGGUACUAAGGGACUGUCUUAUCUGCAAGGGUAUGACUAAGGGACUGUCUUAUCUGCAAGGGUAUGAACAGCUUACAGCCACUGUCCCUAAAAUAAAAUAAAAAAAAUUAUUUCUAAAAUUUAGUUUUUGCCAACCACUCCUGCCAGCCACACUGUCAAUUUGACUGACCCCCCAAAACAAAAACAAAAACAGCUGCCUAAAGACUCCUAAGAAGCAAACGAAUGGAAGAAUAUUUUGUCUGGUUCCUGGUUUCCACUGAGCCUAUUGGUUUCUGCCACUGACAGAGAUUACAGUGUUCUGGUUAUGCACAGCAGUGUGUUAUAAUGGGUUCCAGUGUGUCAGAAUGCGCUUUGCUGUGCAAAAGUGCAACAUGUCCUCCCUUUUUUUUUUCAGCGUGUUGAUGUGAACUGAUAACAUGAAAAAUCAAAUUGCCUUGUUCUUGCACUAGGACUGCACUGGGCAGUGUUGUCCCACCAGCUAAUGUGAAUGGGCCCUUAAAUUGUAUGUAAGCCAGAAGUUGUUUUGUAUACAGUAGAGAUGGGUUGCAAACCAGUCUCCACUGGGUAGGGUUACACCUCUUGGUUGUUAUAGUGACUGAAUACCACAUUUUUAAGCUCUUACUGGAUCAAGAGAUCUGGGUAAAUUUUAUAAGGACACUUGUGACAACUAUCUAAGAGGCUUAGACCUAUUAAAUUUGCAUAUUUCCUACCUGGCUGAUUUCUGUGGAAGCGGAGAAUCCCCUUAGCUGCUGCUUCUACAGGGAUCUUUGUUGUCUCUGGUUCUUAUGCUGAGCAGCUGUCCUGCUGCAUAGUAACCACAGGUGAUCGCUUGCUUGACACAGGUGUCAUUCGGAGGGCGCUUUGCAUUUUCUCAAAGCAUGGACAUGGUUUCUGGUUGAUUGGACAAGGUGGAGAGGUGGGAUGGGUGAGGUUAUAAUCUCCACUUUGACCAAUCAGAGAAUGCCUUAAAAAAUACAAAUUUAAGGCGUUCUAUAAAUGGCAGCCAUGCCAUGCAGGCGGCCUCAUGUGUUUUCAAUGUAGUAGGAAGGCCGAUCUUCACUGGACCCAGAAAACGUCAGAUCACUGUAGUAGCAGCAACUUAGUCUUUCUCUUCAUUCACAGAAAUGGGCAGUUAUGGCAUAUGCAUACUUGCAAUGGUCCAAAGAAAAAGAAAAAAACAUACCUGAAAUAAGGCUUCAGUACAGGAAGUAAAUAGGAAAUCUCCCCAAAUGAAAGACAGAGUAAACCAACUGGUGUUAACCCUACCAUACACUAUACAAAAAUAAAAUAAACAUUUGGGCUAUGCAUAUAUAGGUUUUGUGAAUAUUCUAAUUAGUCCAGACUAUAUCAGGUAUAAACUGUAAUAGAACUAUCCCAAGAAGCAUUAACUGUUUUAUGUUCUAGUUCUUUUAGUUUGUUUGCUGUAACCAAUUUACUUUUAUAAUUAUAUACUUACAUUCAUAAAAUUGUGAGCAUAUUGUUCCCUAGUUUCUUUUAAUUGGGUUUUUAGAUUUAUAUAUGUGUUUUUUGUGUAGUUGGACUAGUUGAGGUUGAUAAUCUUCCUCAAUAAAUGAAUACAGAUUUUUUUUUUUACGACUAACAGAUCUACUACUGCUAUACCAAGCAUGCACCACCUUGAGUGAAUUAGGAAUGCUAAGGCUGGUCACAAAAUUCAUGAGCAGCGCACUUGUUACUUAUGAAUGAAUGACCUGCAAUAAUAAUUAAUCAAAGAGCAUUUCCAGAAUGCUAGAAAUUCACUUGUGACUAUUCUUCAGCAAGUAUUUCAAUCUCUGUACUCCACAUUCCCCUUAUCAAGAGUGGUGAGUACAGCCAGGAAUCUACAGUCUACAAAUAAAAAAAGACCUUAUGUCUAUUUGACAAAUCUGAGCCUCAAUUCAAAUACCGCAGAUUAAAAAGAAAUGACUACAUCUCACUAUUGGCAGCGACUUAUCAAGUGCGGAAAAUCUUUGCAUAGUGGCUUAUCUACUGAGAAAGAAUGGUGCUGCUCUGUUGCGUUGUGUUUGACUGCAUGCUAACCAUUCAAGUGUUGACCUUUUUAAUCUUCUAUAGAAAAACUGAAGCCACCGUGUGUAUUUAUUGCUUUCAAUUAAUUGGAUAGAUUUCUAAAAUCUGUCUCUUGCCUAUGCCAGUCUGCAAAUUUCAGCCUUCAUUUUCUUAUCUACACUGAAAUUAUAACAUAAACCCCUUUCUCCGGGGCAACAACUCCCUCGUAUCACUCAAAUAUGCCAUUUUAUUUACAUGUAAGAUGUCACCCACACCGGUAUUAUUUCAGGCGCCCAUAGAUGGCCCAGUAAUGUUUUAAGGGUAUCUUUUGAUUAUUCUGGCAAAAACAUUUGGGUUUCAAAUGAGAAUUCAAAAAAGGUAUACAAUCAUGGAUUUGUUUUUUAGUCCUCCACAAAAUGUGGCUAUCCUCUCCAAAUUCCCGCGCCUGCUAAUAACCUCCCUUUUACCUAUCUAACGGUCAUCUUGAUGUAUAAUCCAAGUGUGGACGGCUACACAAACUGCAUGUUUAAACCUGAUGUCGGGGAGAUACAGCAGUAGCAGACUUCUUUUCUUUUUGAAAAAAGAACUUUAUUGCUGCUAGUGAAGUGUUUCUCUUUUACUACUAUGGAUAAACAAAUCCAUAGUCUUCUAGAGUUCUAUCCCAGAGUAAACUGUCUAUUUGAAAUAAGAUGAUGAAUAAUAAAAUGCAUUAGUUGCACAUUUUGUACAUUUGGUUUAUCCUUUAUACAAUACUUAAAUGUACAAACAUAAUAAAUAAAUUGCCUAGAAAAUGUG
Rana temporaria (common frog) is the source of this 4246-nucleotide messenger RNA. RefSeq names its product transmembrane protein 192 (gene TMEM192). Bases 129 to 938 code for a protein of 269 amino acids. The record is from RefSeq and is a predicted model, not a curated record. The transcript is spliced from 6 exons. Gene Ontology annotation, cellular component: lysosomal membrane; late endosome. NCBI's taxonomy places the organism in Eukaryota, Metazoa, Chordata, Amphibia, Anura, Ranidae.